Molecule: messenger RNA, 1770 nt
Organism: Suillus subaureus
Lineage: Eukaryota; Fungi; Basidiomycota; Agaricomycetes; Boletales; Suillaceae
Product: ribosomal protein S5 domain 2-type protein
Exons: 9
Coding region: 1-1770 (589 amino acids)
Biological process (GO): carbohydrate phosphorylation; galactose metabolic process
Cellular component (GO): cytosol
Molecular function (GO): galactokinase activity; ATP binding
Source: RefSeq, a predicted model, not a curated record
AUGACAGUUCUUCCAGCAGCUGAUGCACCGAUCCCCAUCUUCACCACCCUGAAAGAAGUGUAUGGCAGUCUUGCGACAGCAGCCAAGCACGCUUUGUUCUUCGCAUUGUUUCUGGGUAGAGAACGGUGGGACGAGCUUGUCAGAGAAUUCGAGACCAAGUUCGGGCAUAAACCCACCUAUAUCGCCCGAGCCCCAGGCCGAGUCAACCUCAUUGGUGAACACAUAGAUUACGCGGACUUUGGCGUUUUUCCAGCAGCUAUAGAACAUGAUAUUCUCAUUGCUUGUGCUCCACGGCCAGCGUCUAUCGCUGCCGCGCAUCCUGACCGUCAUGCACCAGGCUCUGUCGUAGCUGAGAACCUUCACACUCGUUACACACGUCAGGUCUUCAUGCCGACUCGCCGUCACACGCUUGGCGACGACGUUCCCCUCGACGCCGUGCGUGUCGCCCCUUGGCAUUUGGAUAUCGAUAAAAGCGAGUUACGAUGGGAGAGUUAUGUCAAGGCGGGGUAUUAUGGCGUCCUGAAUCACUUCUUCUCUCCAUCGUCCAUAUCCCCCGUUCCUGUUCCUGUUGAUAUUCUCGUCACUGGAAAUGUUCCACCUGGCUCCGGUCUCUCAAGCAGCGCGGCCAUGGUCGUCUCGAGUACGUUGGCAUUUUUGGCAGCUAACGGUAUUUUUGAGGGUGAAAAGGUCCCAACCAAGGGUGAGCUGGUAAAGAUUGCAGUGGAGAAUGAGAGACGAGUUGGGGUGAACAGUGGAGGGAUGGACCAAUCAGCUUCCGUGAUCGCUCUUCCUGGCAGCGCACUAUAUGUUUCUUUCGUGCCUUCCCUUCAUGCGGAGCCAAUCGGACUUCCGCGCGAUGCCGUGUUUGUCUGUGCUAAUAGCCUAGUCGUGUCCAACAAAGCGGAAAGCGCUAAACACCAAUACAACCUCCGUGUUGCGGAGACCCUUGCAGCCGCCCGCCUCCUCUCUCAUUAUCUUAAUCUCCAAGUCGACUCCACAGACGGCGAUAACACGAAGCGACGUCUCGUGACCCUACGUGAAGUCCUCGCUCGGAAGAGCGGCUUCUAUCGAGAUGAGCAAGAUGCGCAGUUGGAAGAUCUUGUGCAGCUACAGAAAGGAUUGGUGGACAUGUUGGGGAUUGCUAUGGACUAUUUGUUGCCAGAGUUUGGCGAUAGAACAGAUAUAUCUCUAGAUGAGAUGAUCGACAAGAGUGGGAUGGACGAGGCAGAAUUUAGGGAGGCGUAUCUUUCGGGGGUAGACGCGAAAACAACUAACUUUGAGCUGUACCUCCGUGCUCAGCACGUUUUUGAAGAGGCGCUCAAAGUGCUCAAAUUUAGGGAGGUCUGCUUAACUGGAGGAGGCAACGAAGAAUCCAAGCUCCAGACCCUCGGUAAGCUUAUGAACGACUCGCACGACAGCUGCCACAGGCAAUUCGACUGCUCCCAUCCGAAACUGAACGACCUCGUCCGUGUCGCGCGGAGCUUUAGGGAAGUGGAGGACGGGACGAGGGAAGGGGAGAAUAUAUGGGAGUCGCAUGACCUGGUGCGUUCUUUUUCAUACACCCUAUUUUGCUCUGAUUUUGAUGCGCUUGAAGGCGCUGGCUGGGGCGGCUGCACCGUCUCUCUCGUACAUCGAGAAGAUGUGGAGGCGUUUAUCAUGCACGUGAAGAAGAAAUAUGCGUCGUAUGAGGGUAUGAGUGAGGAGGACCUCGCGAGCUGUGUGUUUGCAACAGAGCCGGAGAUGGGCGCGAGUGGUGAUUUUUGGUUUUGA